AUGGAGAUCGAGCAUCUUCGGGAGCGAAACCGCUUGAUCCAAUCCUUCGAAGCAACGGAUCACCAGAGAAGGACUCACCCGCCAUCACGUACCAACGCCACCGUGGACAAGGGUUGCGACGAACGGUGCCACUGCGAGGAGGACGGCAAAUGGCGCUGCGAGGCCCGUUGCGGCCGGCCAUUCGUGAAACGCGGCAAAACGGCUCUGGCAGCCGGUUGCUACGAGAAUCCCUCCAAAACGGACGAGUGCUGUGCCACGCUAAUCUGCCCUUCAGAGCGGUUCACCGAUGGACGUGUCGAACCGACGCCCGUCUCGGAGGAACCGACCACCGCCAAGGCGAUCGUGACGAGCUGCAUCUACAAGAACCGCUCGUACGACAUCAACGAACGGAUGGAGAUCGGUUGCGAGCAGAUCUGUACCUGCAACAGCGAUGGUGAGAUGGAGUGUGCUCCACGCUGUGCUCCACUUAACUCGACCCGCCCAGAACAGUGCGUCGUCCUGCCUGACCCACACGAUCCUUGCUGUAAGCGCGAGUUCUGCGAUGUCACGCUGGACGACCACGAGCAGAGCAGCGGUGUGAUGAUGAUGAUGGCACCGGCUUCAUCUUCAUCGUCACCUUCGACGACGGUGGUGCCGGAACGGGAUGGAAAAACACCCGGACCGGAAGCUGACCACCGGUCCACCGGAUGUGAGUUCAAAGGCCGCACGUACCAGCUGAAUGAUCAGUUCCACGACGAGUGCAACGCGCUGUGUCUGUGUACGGAGGCUGGUGUGCACUGUGCCAAGAUCGAGUGCCCGUCUGAGUUUGGGUUGGACGUGCUGGAUCCGCACUGCCUCAAGUGGGGUCCGGAUCCGGCCACAUUCCGUGCGAUCGCACCCCGCUGUUGCCCGGAGCGGAUGCGUUGCAUCGACAAUGGGACGUGCGAGUAUAAGGGUCAGUUCUUCGAUAACUGGUCGGAUAUACCGAGCAAUUUGACGGGUUGCGAGCAGCACUGUUACUGUGAUACCGGCAUCGUCGAAUGUCGACCGGCGUGUCCUGCCGUGCCAGCGACGCCACCUUCUCAUCUACCGUGUAGCCCACGGAACGCCCGGUUGAUGCCGAUUCCGGGUGAAGAAUGCUGCCAGCACUGGACUUGCAGUGUCAACACCGAUAACGGUCUGGCCAGCGGCAGCGACGUGUUGAAGCCGCUGCUUAUGCCGGGCACGAUCGGGCAAUUCCUGCCAACGAAACCGCCUCGCACGGACGCGAAACCCCCACCGGACGCGCCCGGGAAGGAACCGACGCCCUUCUACCCGACGGUGGACGGAAAACCACCGAAGGUACCGCAGGACAAACCCCACAAAAAGUACACCAAGGAGGACGCCGGUAAGAAGGAUCACUUCAACAACAUCUUCGGUGGCGCCCAACCUGAGGAGCCCGAGCUGGACGAUGGCAAGUACGAUUACGGCAGCUACGAGGACGCGAUGAAACCGGCCACGCUCGGUGUGCAACGUCCCGGUCCGCCCGGGUACUAUGGGCCGGAAAUCAAGCCCCACUACGGUGCUGAUUUUCACCUGUAUCUGCACCCGGCUUCGGCAGGCGUCCAACCGGCCGGACAACCCGUUCCGACGGCACCCGGUCAGCCGGGACUACAUCCUGGCCAGCAUCAGGCGAGUGCGCUCGAUAAGCAGCUGUUGAACGUGCUGGGACCAAACGGACCGGGUAGUUUACCGCCCAACAUCCGCAUCGAGCAGCUGCUGCAGCACAUCCACGGACAGGAUCCGAAUCUGCCACCGCAAGGACCUCCAUUGUUGCAUGGCCAGAGCCUCCCGAAUGGGCCGCCCUUUGGGCCGGUUGGAUCGCAACCAUCGACGGGCAACGGCAUCAACUACAACCAGUACGGUGCCGGCACACCCGCUGGUGGGCUAGCGUUCUCCGGACUGCAAGUCGACCUGAAAGUGCUCGCCCUGGACGCGAUCGAUGCGAACACUGUGCGUGUCAUUUUCCUCGUGCCGCAGGUGUACGUGGGACUGCAUGGUCGCGUUGAGCUGCGAUACACGCGCACUCGCAACAACGACACCGCCACAUGGCAAUCGCAGGUGUUCGCACCACCGGACGAUCUGAUCGCGACACCACAGCUCGAGUUCGAGCUGCCAGGACUGAACGCCAACACGGAGUAUCGCGUGAAGAUCACGCUUAUCCUGCGAGACGUCAACUCGCAACCGUCUAGUCAGAUCUACACCGUCCGUACGCCCUCGGAUCGCGUGAUCACGCCACCACCCGCGAUCGGUUCCGGACACUUCCCGCACAUGAGCCACCCAACGAACUUUCUCAAGGAGAUCAUCCAGGAUCCGGAGCUGCGAGCUGCCGAGGUGAACGCGACUUGGGCGAAGAUCGCAUGGCGCAAGCUGGAUGAUGAGGAGCUCGAUUACGUGGACGGUAUACAGCUACGGUACCGUGAGAUCGACAGUGUCGUGUACCAUGCGACCCCACUCAUCCACCGGGCGUUGAGUGAAUACACCGUGGAGGGUUUGCAGCCACAAACGCGUUACGAGGUGGGCAUUUUCUUCAUACCGUUUCCGGGUCACGGUGAAGAGGUGCGGGCUGGUGACAUGCUACCGAUCACCACCGCCGAGCGGAUCGACGUGUACGGAUUCGAGGUGGUGGUGAACGCCAGCAAGAUCAAAGCCACCAGCGUCGAGGUGAGCUGGUUGGGUGUGCCCUACCCUGAGGACAAGUACAUCAAAGGACCGAGCUUUCUAUGGGCAAUUUUGCUUGUCUCGCUAGAUCGACAUGAAAAAUUCCUUAUCGACUUUAUAUCGGAACGAGACACGAUAGAGAUUGAGACGCGCAUAUCGAAAUUCGAUCAACUGUCGGCUGAUUUGGAAAAAAUUCAGUGCCAGUUAGAAGAUUCGGCAACCACCGAGGAAGAGGCUCUACACAACGCUGCUUUACGCGAUGAUUUUGAGCCACGUCUCAUACGCGUUCACUCGCAGUUAAAGGCUAAAAGGAUGGAAGCUCCUCGAAACAUCAACGCAGCACAAAGCUUUGGCACUAGCCCGCUGGUUGGCAUCAAACUCCCCACCAUCGCGCUUCCCGAAUUCGAUGACGAUCACACGGCAAAUACACAAAGACACUACGUAGCAGCACACGCAAGCAAGCACACCUAUGAUAACGUGUUUCUGCAAACUGCCGUGGUACACAUUCUUGAUGCACAUGGCAUCAUGCAUCCAGCACGAGCGCUAUUGGAUAGUGCCUCUCAGCCUGACCUGAUGAGCACCCGGCUCGCUCAUCGACUAGGUCUAAAACAAAACCCGAUCAACAUCACACUUAUCGGUGCGGGUCAGUCUUCCACAUCGGUGAAGAAAUCGGUGCAGGCGAAAAUCUCCUCUCGAACGAACCCGUACGAACUGAAUGCUGACUUUUUGAUCGUGGACAAAUUGAUCGGUAAUUUGCCAGCACAUGACGUGCAUAUGGACAAAUGGCAACUACCGUCUAAUUUUAUGCUUGCCGACCCCCAAUUUAGUAAGUCGGCACCGCUCGAUCUUAUCCUCGGUGCCCGGCAUUACCACACGUUUUUCCAAAGCGGGGCGCAAUAUAAAAUCUCGUCGAGCCUUCCUGUCCUCAUCGAAAGUGUAUUUGGGUGGAUAGUGAGCGGCUCCGCAUCCUCCUCGAAUAGCAAUCCUGAAAUAUGUAACGCGUCUUCCGUCAUUUGCAUGAGCACGCUUGAAGAAUCACUCGAGCGAUUCUGGAAAGUGGAAGAGUUACAUGGUAGAGAUGGUUACUCAACUGAAGAACGGUACUGUGAAAAACUAUACCGUGAAACAACGCAACGAGACGAUACUGGUCGUUAUAUUGUCCGCUUACCAAAGCAGCCUGAUUUUGAAGAGAAACUGGGAUUGUCCAAAGCAUCAGAUCUACGGCGUUUCACAAUGCUUGAAAAACGACUAGAACGCAAUCCUGAUGUGAAAACAGCAUAUCAUGACUUCAUGCGCGAGUAUUUGGACUUAGGUCACAUGACGCCAAUUAAUGUUCCCAGCGAUCACGAAUCAGGAUACUAUCUGCCACACCACCCUGUAUUCAAGGCGUCUAGCUCUACAACGAAAACUAGAGUAGUAUUUGAUGGUUCCUCAAAAACAUCCACUGGAUACUCAAUCAACGAAAUCUUAUGUGUUGGCCCAACAGUUCAGGAUGAAUUGCUGGACAUCAUCCUUCAAUUUCGCACAUACAAGGUAGCCCUUGUAGGAGACAUCACUAAAAUGUAUCGCCAAAUACUGCUGCAUCCAGAUGACCGAAAAUAUGCCCGCAUUUGCUUCCGGUUCACUCCGCAUUCACCGAUCCAAUAUUAUGAACUGAACACUGUAACAUAUGGAUUAUCGCCAUCGUCUUUCCUUGCAACUCGAACCUUACUGCAGCUUGCAACCGAUGAAGGAACCGCAUAUCCUGUUGCAGCAACCGCGUUGAAACGAAAUUUCUACGUGGACGAUUUCAUCGGUGGUGCAGAUUCCGUCGAGGAUGCUCGUCGCCUACGAGUAGGACUAGGCGAAUUACUUCGCAAGGGCGGAUUUGAGCUACGAAAAUGGACGUCAAAUCGGUUAGAUGUGCUCAAAGGAUUAACCGCAGAUUAG
Molecule: messenger RNA, 4608 nt
Organism: Anopheles nili
Lineage: Eukaryota; Metazoa; Arthropoda; Insecta; Diptera; Culicidae
Product: putative epidermal cell surface receptor
Exons: 3
Coding region: 1-4608 (1535 amino acids)
Molecular function (GO): protein binding
Source: RefSeq, a predicted model, not a curated record